AAGCCGUUCAUCAUCAUCAUCAUGCCCACUAUAGGUACAUAGAAAGAGUGAGAGAGUGUAUGAGAGAGAGAGAGAGAGAAUCUGAUGUCUACAUAAAUCUACACGAUACGUAACAGCAAUACGAAUUGUCAUUCGUGAGCGGAGUUUGUUUCAGAGAACAGAAUUAGAGUUACUUCACUGAGGACUCCUUUACACACACACAAACAAAGACACGCUAAAGAAACACACGUAAGAAUUGAAAAAAGAUGGUGAAUUUGAAGAAUUUUUGGACCAAGAAAACAUUAUUGGGACUUGGGCUGGGUCAGUUGCUUUCUCUUGUUAUCACUUCCACUGGAUUUUCAUCUUCUGCACUCGCCAACCAAGGAAUUAAUGCACCAACCUCUCAGUCUUUCCUGAAUUAUGUACUCUUGGCAGUGGUGUAUGGAAGCAUUAUGCUCUACAGAAAGCAAGCUCUCAAGGCCAAAUGGUAUUACUAUGCCUUGCUUGGAUUGAUUGAUGUGGAAGGCAAUUUCCUUGUGGUUAAGGCAUACCAGUACACCUCAAUUACAAGCGUCAUGCUGCUUGAUUGUUGGACAAUACCAUGUGUCCUGUUUCUCACCUGGUUCUUUCUGAAGACAAAGUACAGAUUGAAGAAGUUCGUUGGUGUAGUAAUUUGUGUGGUGGGUCUUGUUAUUGUUGUUUUUUCAGAUGUACAUGCUGCUGAUAGAUCAAGUGGUAGCAACCCUAUCAAAGGCGAUCUACUCGUAAUUGCUGGGGCGACACUUUAUGGUGUUAGUAAUGUCAGUGAGGAGUAUUUUGUUAAAAGUGCUGAUAGGAUUGAACUUAUGGCAUUCUUGGGUAUUUUUGGUGCCAUUGUCAGUGCUAUCCAAAUAAGCAUACUUGAACGCGAUGAACUCAAAUCUAUUCACUGGUCAUCUGGGGCGACAUUUCCUUUCUUUGGAUUUUCUUUAGCCAUGUUUGUGUUUUACUCGGCCGUUCCUGUCUUACUCAAGAUCAGUGGAUCAACAAUGCUAAAUUUGUCGCUGCUCACCUCUGACAUGUGGGCUGUUUUCAUUCGGAUCUUUGCAUACCAUGAAAAGGUCGAUUGGAUGUACUAUGUAGCAUUUGCUGCUGUCACAGUCGGGCUUAUUGUUUAUUCAGGGGGUGAUAAAUCGGAUCAAGUUGCUGAUGAGUUGAAGCAGUUUGAUGAGGAGGCUAGCAUAGGCCGUCCAGAUCAACACGACAAAAUGAGGAGCUCAAGAUUAGCAGACUCUAGCAGGCAGGAUGCUGCUUCCAGUAGUGCCGUCUAAAAAGAUGGCAAGGGAAGUCAGUAUCAGGAAGGAAUUUUUGCAGGAUUAGGAAAGACUGGGUGCACGUUCCGUGCUAUAAAGAUGAUCAGCUUUACUACCACUAGGGGAAGCGUAUGGUUGGAAAAGUCCGUCAUCUCCUGUCUCAGAGUUGAGUUUCUUGCCAUUACAAUUACCAUGAAUUUUGAUACUCAUCAAGCUCUGUUAAAAUUCAUGGUGUUAAAAGUUGAAUACUGAUGCUCUGUUCACCUGUAGUUGGAGUCCCUUGGAGAUUAUGGUGAUUUGAGCUUGAAGAUAUAUAUAAUGUAGAUUCACGAAAAUAUUAUCUGGAUAGCAAGUGAAUGUCUGUUUGGUGUUGCUGUGCUUGCU
Messenger RNA from Sesamum indicum (sesame), 1655 nucleotides. RefSeq lists its product as uncharacterized. Gene Ontology annotation, biological process: transmembrane transport. Lineage: Eukaryota; Viridiplantae; Streptophyta; Magnoliopsida; Lamiales; Pedaliaceae. The record is from RefSeq and is a predicted model, not a curated record. Gene Ontology annotation, cellular component: membrane. Gene Ontology annotation, molecular function: transmembrane transporter activity.